Chiroxiphia lanceolata (lance-tailed manakin) is the source of this 3442-nucleotide messenger RNA. RefSeq names its product elongator acetyltransferase complex subunit 4 (gene ELP4). The record is from RefSeq and is a predicted model, not a curated record. Lineage: Eukaryota; Metazoa; Chordata; Aves; Passeriformes; Pipridae. Gene Ontology annotation, cellular component: cytoplasm; elongator holoenzyme complex; transcription elongation factor complex. Gene Ontology annotation, biological process: tRNA wobble uridine modification.
AUGGCGGCGGCCGGCGGGGCGCGGGGCCGCACCAGCUUCCAGCGCCGGGCCGGGGCCGGAGCCCGCCCGGCCGCCCUGCCGGGCACCCGGCCCGCGCUGCGACACGGUCAGCUACUGCUCUCCAGCGGGCUGCCCUCCCUCGACUGUGUGCUAGGUGGAGGCGUAGCUGUUGGAACCCUUCUCUUAUUGGUUAAGGAAGAUAAAUACGACCUUUACUCCAAUUUGUUGUUCAAGUAUUUUCUCGCAGAGGGAGUUGUCUGUGGACAUGACCUGUGUGCUUCUGCUAAAGAGCAUCCUGACAACAUCUUGAAGGAACUUCCAGCCCCUUUGCUUGAUGAUACCUGUGGAAAGGAAUUGGGAGAUGAAACAGCAGCUGUUAAGUCUGAGGAUUUUCAGGAUUCUAUGAAAAUAGCCUGGCGCUACCAAAAUUUACCAAAAAUGGAGGCCAGCCCAACACCAUAUACAAAGUUUGGCCAUUAUUAUGAUAUUUCUAAGAAAAUGUCUCCAGAACUGAUCCAGUCCAUAACAUGGCACAGCUUUUACCUUCACGAAGAACUGUCUUCGCAGCCUAAAAUGAAAACAUGUAAUAUGAACGGUGCUUAUGUGAGACUGCUUCAGUCCCUUCAGAGGAUCAUUUCCCAGGGAGGGUUUGAUGGCUCAGAUCCCCAGAAAAAACAAAAGAAUGUUUUGAGGAUAGGAAUUCAGGGUCUGGGUUCCCCGUUGUGGGGUGAUGACAUUUGUUGCAGUGAUACUCCUGAAGAUGUUCAUAGCCUUACAAAAUUCCUUUAUGUUCUCCGUGGCCUCCUCAGGAAAUCUUUGUCAGCCUGCAUCAUCACAGUUCCAGCUCACCUUAUCCAGAAUAAAGCAAUUAUGGAACGUGUAACAAACUUGUCAGAUAUGGUAGUUGGUCUUGAAUCAUUUAUUGGCUCUGAGAGAGAAACCAAUCCAUUGUACAAGGAUUACCACGGUUUGGUUCAUGUACAUCAGAUUCCUCGGCUUAAUAGCUUGAUCUGUGAUGUGUCAGACACGAAGGACCUUGCUUUUAGAUUAAAAAGGAAGCUGUUCACCAUUGAGCGGCUGCAUUUGCCUCCAGACUUGUCAGACACAGUGAGCCGCGCGAGCAAACAGGACCUGGCAGGAUCCGCCAAACUGCUGAGCUCAGGAUGUGGUGCGAUGGCCAUCGGCAAGAAGCACCUGGACUUCUAGUGAUUUCUCCUUAGCAGUUUCACUCAGAUUUAUAUGACACUCUAAUUAUGAGUGUUAAUGACUUAUAUAAAUAUUUUUCUUAAUGAUUUGACCCAGCACACAGUCUUUAAAAAUACAUGUUGUCGUAUGAUGCCUUCUUUUUUUUUUUUUCUUUUCUUUUCUUUUUUUUUUUGUAUGCUGGUUUCUUUGUACUGAUUUUGGUCUUGUUUGGGUUUUUCCUUUUAUGUUGGGUCCUACCAUUGUUCUGCUCCACUGGAAACAUACAGUAUUUUGUUCCUUUCCUUAAAAUAUGAAAAUUACUGUUACCGUUUUCAUUUCUGUAUUUUUUUACACUAUAAAAAAUGAAGGGAUUAUUUUUCCCAAUAGAUUUUUUUUUAUAUAGUUACAUUUAAUAUUUUGUAUGAAUAAUGAGUUGGAUGGUUUAUUGCAAUAAAGGAAUGAAACUAAGCAGUUCAUUGUCACGUGUUAUUAAGAAAGCAAACCAGAUAGUUCUAAAAACAUUCAUUUUUGUAAUUUGAAAUGCCAUUCUCAAAUUUCAGGAAAUCUUUACAUUAGUUUAUUAAAUAUGUAAUAAUAAAUUUAAAAUACAUAAGAUAGUUUUUAUUCUAAUAUGCCAGUAAUUAAGAAUGGUUGUUUUUUAAAUCAGAUUAUAUUACAGAUAAUUGCUUUUCCUGAUGGUUUGCUACAUGCAUUAAAAUGCACUUGAGUGGAAUUUACUAACCAGAGAGGAAAGAAUUGAUUUCCUUAUGUAGUUCAAAACAGUAAUCCUAAACAAUUGAAGUCAGCACUAUGAAAUUAUGUCAACAGACAUAAUUCAAGAUUGAAAUUCAAACCGACAGCUACAUUAAUGCUAGGAAACCAGAAGAGUGCAUUUGAGCUCGGGGAAGGAUAUCACAGCAUGCUGGUCUGAAGCAGGGCAGAAUGUACAAGUAAUUCAGGCUUCUCUCCCCUCAGAUAUACAAUUUGUGAACUUCUAACUAUUCUGUGUGUAUCUCUGCGUGUCUCCCAUCACACAAAGGAACAGUAAAGCAAAGCUGACCUGUGAAUUAAAGUGGUUUGCAUUCUUUCUUCUGGGGCUGACUUCCAUUUUGAAAGGUAAUAUCUUCUUCUCUGCAGAACUUCCAAGCCACCCAGCUGUAAGAUUGCAUUACAGUUUCAAAAUUUAGUCUUUAUAAUAGUGUAUUACAUGGCUGGAGUGAAAUUGAGUCUUCAAAGAAUGUGUUAAUAGGAUGCAAUAAUGGUAACAUAUUUUGAUGGGUUUGGAACCAAGAGUUGGGGAAGUGGUUUGCUUUUUUUUUUUCCCCUGCAAUCCAGGUUCUACUUUAUUUUUUUUCUCAACAACGCUGUGUAAAACAAAGACAUAGCUUUUAAAACUGUCUAACUAAUAUGAUGAAUGUCAAUCACUUAAAAAACUCCACUGUAGCAUAAACACAUACUGUAUACAGCUUUUAUUCUGAAUUAGAAUAAUUGAAUCAAUGACAGUGAUUUGCCAGGAUGUCAAAUCUAUCCAUCAUAUCCUGUCACUACCAGUUUAUUUUUUGUGAUCAAAAUCAAAAAGACUACUAUUUUGUCAUCAACUAUUUCAUUAGUAGUAACAAUCAGGUUUUCUCUUCUAUAUUUUUUAGAUAUGCCUGUUAUAUUUUUUAUUUCUAAAGACACAAAUCCUUUUUAAAUCUUUUCAAAAUAAAGUUUCAGACCUGAACUGUCAGUUUAAUGAAGAAAAAAGACAUCUACUUUCCUAUGCAAACAUAUUUAAAAUAUUAUCAUCGAUGUCUCAAACAGUUUUUCUCUUUUUGUAUUAUAUGUAGCACUGAAUGGAAGUUCUCAUUAGAUACUCUAAUUGUGCCUUCUGAAAGCAUGAAAUAAUUUAAACACUUGGGAUAAAGUGAUUUUUAACAAAGGUGAAGUUUUACAUAGUACAUCUUUUUAAUGUAAAUAACACGAAACACGGUAUUUCUUUGUGGAAUAUAAAGUCACAAGACAUAUAAAUUGCUGACAACAUACUUAAAUAGGUCAUUCACUUAACACACGGGGGAGAAAAUACCAUAAAAGUCACAGUCCAUGCCUAGUUAAUGUAUUAACUGAAAAUUGUCAGCAGGCAGCAUAUGUAUCCCAUGUAUGUACAUGUCUAUAUGUGUGUCUCAUGCAUCCAUGAAACUUCAGUUUCCAAAACUUCAGGAGGUUGAUAUUAAAGCUGGCAAAUAUUUUGAGCAAUAAAAGAAACUCCUCCUGCAAA